GUCCUACGUCGUACAUUCAGCCAUUAGAAAUCGGGAGUUGAGACAGACUAUCGAGAACGAGUUUCAGCCAUUGUGCUGCCCGGCAAAUUUGUCGUAAAAGUAACUAUUCUCUGUUGUUGUUUAGCUUAGCAAAGGAGUUCAAAGUUACUCCUUUGCAGUUUUUAACUUUUGCCGCUAACUUCUAUUGAUAAUAUUCAACUUUUUGCUGAACUAUUAUUCUCAAUAGUUCCUAUUAUUACUUAAAAGAUGGAAGGUGCCUUUUGAUAAGAUGAAUCCAUUGCUGGAAUCUCGCGUUUUCUACUCCCCUCGUGGAGAUAGCUCUGUGUCUCGUUUGUUUUUUGGCUUUAGAUUUUGUAGUGUUAGUAGUUUUUUGUUUUCCAGCUUGUUAACUUUUGGUUUUGAAAAUGGAAAACAAGAACGUGCGUCCUAAUGGACAGCCGUCGGAGUUAAAACCCAUCAAAUCAGAUUUGAGCUCUGUAACUGGUCCAAAACUACAGAAUCGGAGUGUGAAAAAAAGAGAAAAUGUCUUACCUAAAACUCCCAGUUUGGCAGUAUCAACUGGUUCUAAAAAUCAGAAACCUUGGCUGUCAAAACAAAAAGGACCAGACAAGAGGCAGCAGAGAAAUGGUGGGUUUUCUGGAUCAGGAAUCGAUAGAAAAAGUUAUCACCAGGUAACUGAUUCCAAUGAUCCUGAUUUGGAUUUGGUAUUAUCUGAAACGGGCAAGAAGCAAAAUUUGGCUCAUCUACUGAACAUGAAGUUUCAAUUUGCUCCGAGAGAGACUUCUGUAUCAAAUUACUGGAGAAGUACACAUUCUGGCCAAGUGGGUGGAAGAAACAAGAGAUUUAACCAACAUUCUGCUAGGUCUUAUCUCAACAAGGAUCACUAUCUACAAGCCAAUUGCCAGUUUGUUGUUAAGGCAGAUGGGGACUAUACGGUAUAUUUGGCCGAUCCUGAUCUGUUAGUUCCGUGGGAGACGGUCGAACAAAUUAGAAUUUGGGGUUCAGAGGUUGGAUCUUGUCCUAUUUGUUUACAUACUCCGAUUGCGGCGAAGAUGACACGUUGUGGCCAUAUAUAUUGUUGGCCUUGCAUUCUUCAUUUUCUUGCAUUAUCCGACAAACCAUCUCGACCAUGCCCUAUUUGUGACGUCUCUGUUCGUAUCCAGGAUCUAAAAGGUAUAUUUCAACAUGUUGUGGCUCUUGAACAAAGAAAUUUAAAAAUAGGAGAUGUCUUGGAGAUGAAGUUGAUGAAACGUGAACGUCAUUCGCUUCAGCCACAACCCGUUUCGGGAUCUAAAGGAUCUGAUCCUGCCCAUUGUCAGCCAAAACCAAAGUAUUUGGGGAAAGUCGGCGAAGAUCAUGUUUUCAGUAAACUACUACUCUGCACGCCCAACGAGGUGGUCAAUCUCAUUCUUCAGUGGGAAAAGUCUGAGUUGCAAGCUCAGUUGGAAACCGAGAAAGAUUGUCCCGAAUCAUGUUUCAUCCAACAAGCUUUGGAACUACUGGCAGUGAGAGAAAACGACGCAGCCAUUCAAUGUCUUUCGUCUUUCGCGACGGAUUUGGAUUUGACUGCGACAAAAUUAGAUGUUGAAUCGAAUGAUAGUGACGUAUCACGUUUUGCAACAUCCAAUGAUAAUUAUGGUUGUGCAUCUCCUAUUGAGCUCCAGUUAGAUUUUAGCAAGGCAAUGCAACCGACAAUGAUGACGCAAGACCCAGAUGUUGCAUCGUUGGAGUGGAUCGUGUCCCCUACUCCGAGUUUCCCAAACGCUAUACCAGACAAUAGUUCGAUGACAGACGCUCACCGUAGCCAACAGAAGAAUGUCUUUUAUUUUUACCAAAGCAGUGAUGGCCAAGCAAUUUAUCUUCACCACAUCAACGUACAAAUACUUGUUCGCUGUUUUGGGUCUUUAGAACUGUGCCCAGAAACUAUACAAGGACGCAUAGUUGAAGUUGAAACUUUAUCAAUGACCGAGGAAUUACGAAAUCGGCUUCGCUACUUGGGACAUAUACCGAUAUCAAAACAGUUUCAGAUUAUGGAGAUAGCGUUGAUGGAACCCGAAAUAGAUUCUACCGUACUCGAAGAAUUUAGAGAACGUGUCGAAGAUCGAGCCCGGAGGCGUCGGCGAAAGGAUCGCGACGAACGUCGUCGUGAAUUAGAAAUUCAGCGAGCCGAAGACGCUAAAUGGGGCCGGACGAAAAAUCAACCUAUUGUGCGGAUUGACUCACAAGUUCAUUUCCCAGGAUUUAGUCACAGCCCACAAGAUGUUGUACCGGAAAUGGAUACAUUCAUUGAUGUUUCACCUUCUAGUAUUGAAAGUGGGGCUCAACUUGGAGCUGGACCAUCGUUCGCACAGAUGUUACGCGAAGGGAAAAAUAAAAUCCCUAGUGUCUGGUCUCCGCUUCCGACAUCAGGAUAUAAAGCUGUUCAAACAGCUACCGGUCUGAAUAAAGCCGGCCGACAUCGCAACACAAGUGAAAGUGGGUCAGAAGUUGCCGAUUACGCUCCAGCUCCCGAAUAUAAAGAAACUUUCAGUUCGGCAUUGGCGGCCGCGUUCGACCAAGCAGCAAAAUCGAAAAGUGUUAACACAGAUGAGAAACCCGAAAAUUCUUCGUCCAACAAGAAAAACAAGAAAACCAGACAGAAAGUUUUGUUUUCGACUGGUAUGAAUUUCAUGUAACAUUUAUUAUAACCUAAGCAAUCGUUGUUAAUGACAAGGAAUUAGAACAUUAAAACAGCUAAAUAUAA
Molecule: messenger RNA, 2743 nt
Organism: Daphnia carinata
Lineage: Eukaryota; Metazoa; Arthropoda; Branchiopoda; Diplostraca; Daphniidae
Product: E3 ubiquitin-protein ligase RNF10-like
Exons: 11
Coding region: 405-2675 (756 amino acids)
Biological process (GO): positive regulation of transcription by RNA polymerase II
Molecular function (GO): metal ion binding; transcription cis-regulatory region binding
Source: RefSeq, a predicted model, not a curated record